Phytophthora nicotianae INRA-310 is the source of this 6064-nucleotide messenger RNA. RefSeq lists its product as hypothetical. The coding region runs from base 136 to 5973 and encodes 1945 amino acids. Gene Ontology annotation, cellular component: intracellular membrane-bounded organelle; membrane. Lineage: Eukaryota; Oomycota; Peronosporomycetes; Peronosporales; Peronosporaceae. Gene Ontology annotation, biological process: lipid transport; transmembrane transport. The transcript has a single exon. The record is from RefSeq and is a predicted model, not a curated record. Gene Ontology annotation, molecular function: lipid carrier activity; ATP binding; ATP hydrolysis activity.
CCAAUUCGACUUGUCAUUCCUCAAUCCAACGUCUCGAACACACUUGGUUCACCGCACAGCAAUUAUCUAUUAAAUACCCAGGCGUCAACCAUUUCGACGUCUCCCACCGUUAGCGCUUUCAAAUCGCACCGCGACAUGGUGCCGGACAAGGUCAAGCCCGACACCAACAUGACAAGACUUGCAGAGCGACGCACGGCUUGGACGUUCAUCCGGGCGCUGCUGUGGAAAAACUGGUUGAUCAAGCGACGUCAUCCCGUGGUCACUGCGUGCGAGAUCCUGGUACCCGUGCUGUUCAUCGUCCUGCUGGGCGUACUCAAGAGUACGACAACGACUGUGGAUGUGCCGUCCGGAUGGAGUGACACGACCGCGUCCACGGGCGAUGCAGCCAUCGGUACCAGUUACAACCUGUUCCAACCGACCGGGCAGACCAUCGAGUGGGUGAGUGCCGAUCUGCCAAAGUUCGCGUUGCACGAGUCGUCCAUGACCGGACUUAUCCUCAAGCUCGGCGUGCAGUCCGUGGACGACGCAAUCCGUCUCGAGGAGCUAUCGACAGCAGACCAAGCGACGUGUUCAAGUGGUGUCAUUGCCAAUGGCCUGGUUGAGACAAACAUGUCGUCGCCCUACCGUGUGCCGACCGAGUGUGCCGACAAGGUGUCGCCGUACAAGAUCGGCAUUGCACCGGACAACGCGUUCACGCGUAACUACUUCGCAGCAGUCAUGGACUUAUGGUAUCCGCGCUUGGACUUGAUAAACUCAACGUUGACCGUUCCGUCGUUCAGCGAGAGUGUCAUGUUUUUUGACACGAACGACGCACUGACGGACUACGUUAAGAGUGACGACUACGGCAAAGGCAUCGAGAAUCCACGUAUCUACGCCGGCAUUGUGUUCGACUCGGUUCCGCUUGGCGACGACAUUGGAUCGUUCGCGUCUAUCGAGUACUCGCUGCGGUUAAACUCAACGCUUGGUGACUCUGUCGGCCGUGUGCCGGGAACGAGUGGUUCCGUAUUAGACACGGACCCGUUCCAGACGAAAAUCGACACCGACUACUACUCGCGCUACACAGUGACAGGAUUUAUGACACUGCAGACGCUUGUCACCCGCUUUGUGUCGUGCAUGCCUGAGUGGAACUCAGCCAAUCAAUCGACUACUGGAGAAUGCCAGCGAUCCCAGACGACGGCACUCGCUUCGACCGGUCUGGACGACACUCUGCUAGAUACACUGAACGACGACGCGUUGAUCCAGGAAGUCUUUAACACUGGCUUCGUGGCUGGAGAAUCAUCCGUCUCCAACAUCUUGAUCAGCUUGUCCGACACCACAAGAGAGCAGCUUCUAACGCCUCUACGUCAAGCCCCGCAGUCGUACUUGGGCUCCACGGUGGCCCCGUUCCCCGUCGACAGCUUCGCGAGUUCGUCAUUCUACGACACCGUCUCUAAUGUGUUCUCCGUAAUCUUCGUGCUGGCGUAUCUGUUCACGAUCUCGCGAAUUCUAGUCGUGUUUAUCCAGGAGAAGGAACUUCGGCUGCGUGAGUUCAUGAAGAUUCUCGGAGUGACGGAGAAGACGAUCACUAUCACCUGGUACAUUACGUACACCUUCGUGCUCUUCAUCGGCGCCGUCGUCCAAGCCCUUGCCGGUCUUGCUGGACUGUUCGCGAACAGCUCCGUGAUCCUGACAUUCCUGUUCUUCUUCCUCUUUGGUAUGACUGUGCUAUCACUUGCGUAUCUCGUUAGCACGCUCUUCAACAAGGCGCGCAUCGGAUCCUUCGUCGGUAUGUUGGUCUUCUUCUUCAUGCAUGUAAUCUCUCAAGGUUUUUCGGACGGAACGUCUGAAUCGACCAAGAUGAUCGGCUGUAUCUUCUCGCCGGUGGGUCUUGCUCAAGGUGUUACAGUGCUCGCCGAUGCCGAAACAACCGGUGCAGGCGUCACGUUCUCGAACGUGAGUGAACUAAGCCACAACUUCCGCUUCAGUACGGCGCUCUACAUGUUUGCUUUCGACACGGUCCUCUACACGCUCAUCGGUCUGUACUUCGACAAGGUGAUGCCGAAGGAGUAUGGUACAUCGCUCAAGUGGUAUUUCCCCGUGUCACCGUCGUACUGGAGAGGCCGUCGCCAGCGCGCUACUGCUACCACCACACAGGGACCUCUGCUCGAGAACGUCUCGUUGAACAUGAAUCCAAACAUCGAACCGGUGAACGCUGAGCUUCGAGAGCAAGAGAACAAUGGAGAGGCUCUGACUGUGCAGAGGUUGAAGAAGGUUUUCCAAGUACCGGGUGGUGAGAAGGUGGCCGUAAAGGGACUGGACUUGACGAUGUACAAGGACCAGAUCACCUGUCUGCUGGGCCACAACGGUGCCGGUAAGACCACUUUGAUUUCCAUGCUCACGGGUAUGGCUGCUCCGUCCAGUGGUAACGCCACAUACCGCGGCUUGUCGAUCACCGAGGAUAUGGAUGAACUGCGUCAGUCACUCGGUAUCUGUUUCCAACACGAUGUCCUGUUCCCCGACCUGUCUGUCGAAGAGCAUCUACUAUUCUUCGGACAGAUCAAGGGUUAUGCUAACGAAGAGCUGCACGCUGUCGCCGAGAAGCAGAUCCGUGAGGUUGGCUUGACCGAGAAGCGCAACUCAAGACCCAACGAUCUGUCGGGUGGUAUGAAGCGUAAGCUGUCGGUGGCUGUUUCACUGCUGGGUGACAGCUCGCUGGUGUUCCUCGAUGAACCAACUUCCGGUAUGGACCCCUACAGUCGUCGCAGCACGUGGGAGAUUCUAUUGAACAACCGCAACAACCGAGUGAUGGUAUUGACGACGCACUUUAUGGAUGAAGCCGACAUCUUGGGUGAUCGGAUUGCUAUCAUGGCUGAAGGUGAGCUACGUUGCUGCGGUUCAUCGUUGUUCCUAAAGAACCGCUUCGGUGCGGGUUACAACUUGACGCUAGUGAAAGACGACGCCAAGUGUGAUGACAAGGCUGUGUCUGCGUUUGUCACUUCAUUCGUCCCGUCCGCACAACUGCUCAGCAACGUCGGCAGCGAGAUCGCGUUCCAGCUGCCUCUGCACAGCUCGUCAAAGUUUGCCACUAUGUUUGCUGAGAUGGAUCGACAGUUGCAGACACUGGGUCUAUUGUCGUAUGGUGUAUCGGUGACUACGCUAGAAGAAGUGUUCAUCAAGGUGGCCGAGUUGGGUGAUGAGAACAACCAGCACACGCUAGGCAACCAUGCGCGGACCAACCACUCCGAGUCCAGCGACUACCAGCCAUGCGAUGAGAUCAUCACGUCCACUCCGAUGUUCAGCACUCACCUGCGCGCACUGCUGCUCAAGCGCUUCCGGUACGCCAAGCGCGACAAGAAGACGAUCAUCUACAGCGCUUUACUGCCAGUUUUGUUGAUUGGUGCUGGUCUGGGUAUUCUCAAAGGAAGCGCACUUGCCUCGGACAAUCCGUCCAUGGCAUUGUCGACGGACGCAUACUCCGGGAACGAGACGCCAACGCCGUAUUUCUGCCAAGCCGGUUCCGGUACAGGAGAUUGGUGCAGUGAGAUGAUGACUUCGGCCUACUUCUCGGGAGCUGACGCACAAACUCUCUCUGUCUCGCAACCAGCAUUCGACUCGGACUCGCCCACCGUGUUUGACGUGACCUACACGAACCCGACGAUCAAUGCUAGCGGCGCCACCGGAUACAGUGUGGCGAUGGGUCAGGAGCUGUACUAUCGUGGGUAUGGCCACGGCGCUGAUCUUGUCGAGGGGCAAUAUGGUGCCUACCUUGUAUACGGCGACGGCGACCAAAACAUGCUCGGCUACAAUGUCUUCACAAACACGAGCGCGCCUCAUUCGUCCGCAGUCUUCAAGGCGUUGAUGGACCAAGCAGUGUAUCGCUUCUUCGCAGCCAACGGCUCGAGUGAUUCGGCCUCACCUGUGAAUCUCAAGGUGAAUAACUACCCUCUUCCGGUUACAGCCGCCACGAAGGCGUUCUCUGCAUCGGGAAUCGCGUUUGUGGCGUGUAUGUUCAUCUGCAUCGCGUUCACGUUCCUGCCAGCGUCCAUCGUGGUGUUCUUGGUCAAGGAGAAGCAAACGGAGCACAACUCCAAGCACCAGCAGCUCGUCUCGGGCGUGUCGUUGCCUGCUUUCUGGGUGUCCAACUACAUCUGGGAUCUGGCCAUGUACGUCGUCCCUUGCGUGUGCGCGCUCGCCUUGAUCUACGGCUUCAACGUGUCUUCCAUGACCGGCCAGGACUGCAAUAGCUGCACAUCCGCGACAUUCCCGGCUGUAAUUCUCCUGUUCAUUCUCUUCGGGCUCGCCAUCUGUCCGUUCACGUACUGCUUGUCGUUCCUGUUCAAGGAGCACGCGGCUGCCCAAACGUACACGAUCAUGAUCAACUUCGCUAUCGGCGUAGUGCUGAUGAUCGUGUCGUUCAUUAUGAGCGUGAUCGGCUCGACGUCUGACGCUGAUUCGGUGCUUGUCUUCAUCUGGCGUCUCUCUCCACUCUUCAAUCUGGGCACGGGUUUGCUGAACCUGGUUUUGAACGACAUCACGUACAUUCGCUUCACCAAGGACGAGAAGACCAGUCCUUUCAGUGGCGACAUCAUGGGCUUCGAGUUGGCCUAUUUGUUGGUGACGGCGAUCAUUUACAUGGUCCUGGCGGUGUAUCUCGACUACUCGCAAACUUUCCCCAAGGUAAAGAGCGAUAACACCGACAUUGGUGACCGCGACGUCGCUAUCGAUGAGGACGUCAAGAAGGAAGCUGAUCGUGUGGCUAGCGGUGGUGCCGACGGAGAUGCCGUGAAGCUUUCGGGGCUGCGUAAAGUGUACCCCGGCGGCAAAGUGGCAGUUCGUGAUCUCUCGUUCGGCUUGAAGCGUGGCGAAUGCUUUGGCUUCUUGGGUAUCAACGGCGCCGGUAAGAGUACGACCAUGAAGAUGCUGACAGGCGAUGUCCCUCCGAGCUGCGGUACGGCCACACUUGGCGGCUUUAAUAUCCUCACGGAACAGAUCGAAGUGCGUCGACAGAUCGGUUAUUGUCCGCAGUUCGACGCCUUAUUCGACUUGCUUACUGUGCGCGAGCAUCUGGAGCUCUUCGGAGCCAUCAAGGGCGUUCCUCAGUCUUCACUCGAUCGUGUCGUCAUGGAGAAGAUUCAGCAGUUGAAUCUUGGCGACUUCGAGCACAAGUUGGCUGGAAGUCUCAGUGGUGGCAACAAGCGCAAACUGUCGGUGGCUAUCGCGAUGAUUGGCAGUCCAGCUAUCAUCUUCCUGGACGAACCGUCCACCGGCAUGGACCCCGUGUCUCGUCGAUUCAUGUGGGACGUUAUCGCCGAUAUCUCUACCCGUGGCAAGGCGUCAACGAUCGUUCUGACGACACACAGCAUGGAGGAGUGCGAGGCUCUGUGCUCGCGUGUUGGUAUCAUGGUUGGCGGUCGUCUUCGCUGCUACGGAAGUGUCCAGCACUUGAAGUCUCGCUUCGGGGACGGCCUGAUGUUUGAUGUGAAGCUUGACACCCCAACGACCGAGGAGCUCGAGUAUCUGCUUCAGCAUGUAUUCGGUGACGGCAGCACGUACGUGAUGCAGAUGGAGCUUGAAAGCAAGUGUCGGGCGUUCGGUAACGUCGAGCUUGAGGAACGGAUCACACCUUCGCACCCUACGGGUUACAGCCUCGCUGCUGCGAUGGAGCGAGAUGGAUUCAUCCGCGCCGAGGCCUUCUGCUCGUGGUGUGUCGAAGAAACCCGCUUCGACACUUUGAACGACUACCUCGUCAACGCGUUUGGCUCGGAUGGAGUACUGGUGAUGGAGCGCCAGAACGAUUUCUGCCGCUUCAAGGUCCGCGGAUCGGACAACAGGGUGAAGCUGUCGAAGAUGUUUGCGCUGGUAGAGAACGUCAAGAGCGACAUGCACAUCCGCGAGUACAGCGUCUCACAGACAACACUGGAGCAAAUCUUCAACUCGUUCGCCAGUCAGCAAGAAGAGGAGAAGGGUGUCGCUCGUGGAGUCUUCCAGGCGUAAAGGUGUAGCUCUACACGAAAACAUAAUUGAUAAUACACAAGUAUGAAUAACACCGCUGAUUUAUGAUGAAAUAAGCAGCUUACUUCGCCUU